AUGUGAAGUAGUUCCUCAUCAGGUUGCUCAUCAGCAACUGCAAAUAACGAUCACUGUAGUGAGUUAUCGGCAGUGACAUCGUCAUCAUCAGUCGCGUCAUCGUUAUCAUCAAUUUGUUCGGAGAAUAUUCAAGUACCAUUGAACGGUUACCAAGAAAGAAUAGUUUACGGUGCAAUCCGUGCUGCUGCUACUUCCUUGUUCACUUCAACUAAUCACCAAACCAUCCAACAUAUCAAAAAUACCUCCGCCAUUACAGGGGUGGUCGAAGAGAUGGCACUAGUAUCACAUCAUACCGGAACAGGAAAUAUAGUUGCUGGACCAGCAUCAAUGUAUGCCGGAGCAGGUGCUGCCGGAGCUGCUGCUGCAGCUGCUGCAUUAGCUAAAGAAUCUAGACAUGGUACCACAUUAAACAGUAAAAGUGUCACAGCAAAAUUGCUACAAAAUUCUUAUCACAGUGGACAUUUACCACAGCCUUCAGUAGCACAUUCAAGUCAAGCAAUUCUGACAGCUGUACAACCAUUUUAUCGUCCACCAAAUAUGGAACAACAUGAUACACAACCAGAUCGUCCAAUUGGUUAUGGCGCUUUUGGUGUUGUCUGGUCGGUAACAGAUCCACGUAGUGGUAAGCGUGUUGCACUGAAGAAAAUGCCAAAUGUUUUCCAGAAUCUUGCAUCAUGCAAACGCGUGUUUAGGGAAAUUCGUAUGUUAUCCAGUUUUAGACACGACAAUGUGUUGUGUAUGAUCGAUAUUAUACAGCCACAGAAUCCUCACUUUUUUCAAGAACUAUAUGUCUUGACAGAAUUGAUGCAAAGCGAUUUGCACAAAAUUAUUGUCUCACCGCAACCACUUACCACUGAUCAUGUAAAAAUAUUCGUUUAUCAAAUUUUGAGAGGAUUGAAAUAUCUACAUUCGGCUAAUAUUUUACAUCGUGACAUUAAACCGGGCAACUUGCUAGUAAAUAGUAAUUGCAUUUUGAAGAUUUGUGAUUUCGGAUUAGCAAGGAUGUGGGAUCCACAUGAACAAUUAGCUAUGACCCAUGAAGUAGUUACACAGUAUUAUCGCUCUCCAGAAUUAUUAAUGGGUGCGCGAACAUAUACGGGGGCUGUAGAUGUAUGGUCAGUGGGUUGUAUAUUCGCGGAAUUAUUAGGAAGACGAAUACUCUUUCAGGCACAUGGACCUAUUGAACAGUUGAAUAUGAUUGUUGAUUUGUUGGGUACACCGAAUGAGGAGGAAAUGAAGACAGCAUGUGAAGGGGCUCGAAAACAUAUCCUUUCUUCACCAUUUCGACAACCAAAUCCACAAAAAAUUAUUCAUUUAACACAGGGGAAUGAUGAUGCAGCCGAUCUACUUACCAGAUUGGUCACAUUUGACCCGGAAAAACGUGUCACAGUAGAUGCAGCAUUAAGCCAUCGUUAUUUGGAUGAGGGUCGAAUGCGUUUUCAUUCGUGUAUGUGUACAUGUUGCUAUACUACACCAUCAAAUGUACGAAUCUUUUCACAAAUUUUAGAUCCUGUGCAUGAGCAUCCAUUCGAUCCGAGAUGGGAGAAGGAGCUUUCACGCAUGUCAAUGUUUGAUCUAAGAGAUCGAAUGUAUAGAUUUGUUACCGAACGUGCGCCACCAUUUGGUGUUGCGCUUACUAUUAAUCCAAAUUCUGCCUCAUACAAAACUUUCACCAGCUCAUCGGUGGCGCAACCAUCCGAAUUUCCUCCCUCACCGAAUGCAUGGGAUCAAUAA
Cercopithifilaria johnstoni is the source of this 1734-nucleotide messenger RNA. The record is from the annotation of a GenBank genome assembly. Lineage: Eukaryota; Metazoa; Nematoda; Chromadorea; Rhabditida; Onchocercidae.